Messenger RNA from Rotaria sordida, 573 nucleotides. The record is from the annotation of a GenBank genome assembly. Lineage: Eukaryota; Metazoa; Rotifera; Eurotatoria; Philodinida; Philodinidae.
AUGGCAAAACUUGAAUCAACAACAACUAAAAAUAUAAUUAAUGAAAAUCGUGAUGAUAUUGAUGAUGAUGAUGAUCAAUUAAAUGUAUCAUAUAAAAUAGUUCCAACUAUUUAUAAUACAACUAAAACAGAACCACACAAAAAAGAUGUUCCAUUAACAAAAGAAUCUUCAACAAUAAAAGUAAUUGAAUCUAAUGAUCUUAAUGUUAAUAUAGAAUAUUUAAUUGGAAAGGAACCAGAAAAAUAUAUUUAUACACCAAUUCCAAAAGAUUAUUUAGGUCUUGUUCAUUGUACUGUAAAAUAUAAUAAAGAAGGUCUUAUAUCAAAAACAUUUUCUUUAUAUUUUAAUGGACAAAAUGAAAAUGAUCGAACUUUUCUUUUAACUGCACGAAAACAUAUAAGAAUUGAUGGACAUUCAGAAUAUUUUAUUGGAAAUGAUGAAAAAUCAUUAAAAAAUCUCAAUGAUGAAAAUUCAAUUGCAAAAUUAAAAGGUAUUAACAUAACUAGUACCGAAUAUAUUCUUUAUAAUCAAAAUAAUCAACAAUCAGUUGCCAUUAUUUAUGUAAGUUAUUAA